This is a messenger RNA of Amphibalanus amphitrite, 1891 nucleotides long. RefSeq lists its product as uncharacterized. The transcript has 4 exons. Bases 549 to 1502 code for a protein of 317 amino acids. NCBI's taxonomy places the organism in Eukaryota, Metazoa, Arthropoda, Thecostraca, Balanomorpha, Balanidae. The record is from RefSeq and is a predicted model, not a curated record.
GUUCCUUAUAAUAGAGGGAGAUGUUGGCAGUGCAGAAACUGGCGGACUCUUAGCUAAAGCAGUCUUGACCGAGCAGUGGUCGUUGGCUCGUCGUGCGUUGCAUGGCCGUCUCAGCCCUUUCGUGAAUGGCGUUCCAGAAGAGUAUCUUUGAGCCUCAUCUCUGACGGACGGUUGACUCUUUGCUCGCGUGUGACUGAUUGCGCUUUUCUCUACAUCAUCAUUGGCGCUGCGCUCGGAUCCGCUCGUCUUUGUCGGCUGUCGCCAGGCUCACCAAUCGUGUCUCACCCCACACGGUGGCGGUUUCCACGAGAGUCGUGUCGUGUCGCGUGGCACCGGCAGUCACUCGGUGACAUAACAUUGCCCUCGUCGGCUAACCAGUGGCGAAACCAACUGUGCCGCUGCGAGACUGUCUGCGCUCCGUCGACCAAGCAACGCAUCAAAAUCGCGCUCACUUUCGAGACCGGAGCGGCAGAGCCGCGCGGCUGGCGGGUUGGGCGGAGCCGGAGUCGCCCCUCUGUCUGUCCGCGGACGGGCCCGGAGGCGGUGCGAUGGUGCUGCUGCGGACGGCCCUGCUGGCCGCGCUCCUGCUGACCGCCCUGGCGCCGGUCGGAGGAUACGAGAGGUCGCGCCGGGCCGGCAGGCGGCGCGGGUCAAACAGCCCAUCUGACCGAGCCCCUCCUCCGGGGGCCGGCCAGGGACGGGUCCCGGAGUCAACACCGGAGCUGGACCCGGAGCUAGACCCGGACCUGGACCCGGAGCUGGACCCCGAGCUGGCGCAGCUGCUGGGAGCCGCGCCAUUUCCCUCAGCGACCAACAGCUCGGCGCUGAGCCGGUCCCCGAGGGUGAAGCGGACGCUGGUGAUUCCCAACGGUCUGACGGUGGGGGUGAUCCCGCGCUUUGACUACACCGUCUUCACCGACCCCAACGGAGAGCAGCUGGUGGUCAGCGUCGAGGUGGAGAUCGACUACACCUUCCCCAAGACGGCCUCCUCCGGCAAGAGUGCCCUCAACAGGAUGUCGCGCAUGCUGUACGACAAACAGACCAUCUACUCCAGCAUGGAGACCUUAUUCACCAGAUUCGGUCUGGACGGUCGCGCCUGCACCUUGCGGGCCAUCUGUGAGGUCGGAGAGACGCCCGACCACCAGGACGGCAUCGUGGGCGACUUUCUCAGCUAUCUACUGUCGGCGUCGUACGGCGUGGGCGACCGUCCCGAGCUGAAGUCGUACCUGCAGGCGGAGCGGUACGGCCGAAAGUACGGCCACUGCGGCACCACCUUCCGCUCCUGUCCCGUCUCCAUCUUCUCGCUGGUGGCCGACGACAGCGGCGAGGACGAGAGGCAGAGGGAGAAGGGGAGGGACGACAGGCAGAGACAGAAGGGCAGGGACGAGAGGGACAGGCAGAAGGGUAGGGACGAGCACGAGAAAAGGGACAAGCGGCGCCGGCCCCGCACCGGCAGAGCUGAAGGGUCUACCAAAGACGGGAAGGAGGUAAAGGAGGACUAGGGUGGUGUGCUCCGGUACGGAAUAGGUUUAAAGAACAGUAGAGGUUAAUUUCAACAUUUUUCGUACAUUUGCAAGAAAGGAAUAGAAAAGGAGCACAUAUUCGUCGGUUGCCUAUGCGGUUACCGUAGCUAGAAGGUACCGUUGCGACUGGGCCAGUUGUAGCAAAUAUAGGUAGCAACAAUUGAUUAUUUUCUUGAGCGCAGUGGUUGGCACCAUAGGAUGCACCGGAAAUAGAGUUUGUAGGUGUCUAUCUACUCUUACUACCUCUGCAGGUUGUUUUGUGUUGUGUUAUGCUUAUUGUUUUGUAUUUAUUAACAUGCAUCGUUUUCAUAUCCAUAUCGCCUUAUGUUGUUGUUUUUAGGCAAAAUACACUUUCAAUCACGCCAUAA